CCAGGCAGCGAUGACACUGAAUUCCCGCCCAUCUAACAGCUGGUGACUUCCCUCGGGGCGGGGCGAACCUGCUUCCAUCUCGUGACAGAGCGACGCCACGACACAGGAGCGCGCACAGCAUCGGCCAUUUUAUCAGCCACAGCGCGUAGGAAUAAGGAUAAUCUUCUUAAAAGUAAUAGCUGACUAGACUCUGGAUUGACGACAGUGCCAUAUCGCUGCGUACCUUUGGCCAGACGUGGCUGUCUAAUGAAGGCCUGGGAAGGGCUGCACAGUGAUUGGGAGCUGAGCUGGGACACUGCCGCCCCGGGCUGAUGUGACACGGACACCGUAAAUAAGGACUUAUCACUGGGCCACACGGAUAUCAAGCGCACACUGAGCAGAAUGAAAAGAGGAAGGAAAGCCAGUGAGGCUGACAUUAGUUUUUCUGAUGAAGAGAUGGAGGAACUGUCAAAGAAGUUGAAGAAUACAGAAAAUGAAUCUUCUGAGAUGUCAACGAGUCAUGAUUGGGGAAACUUGCUUCCAGAUAUUAUAAUACAAAUAUUUCAGUAUUUGCCUCUCUUGGACCGUGCAUAUGCUUCUCAAGUAUGCCGAAACUGGAACAAUGUUUUUCAUAUGCCAGACCUGUGGAGAUGCUUUGAAUUUGAACUGAAUCAGCCGGCCACAUCUUAUUUGAAGGCAACGCAUCCUGACUUGAUAAAGCAGAUUAUCAAGAGGCACUCAAACCACUUGCAAUAUGUUAGUUUUAAGGUUGAUAGUAGUAAAGAAUCCGCAGAAGCUGCUUGUGAUAUCCUCUCACAGCUUGUCAACUGUUCUCUGAAAACUCUUGGACUUAUUUCUACUGCCAGACCAAGUUUUAUGGACUUACCAAAGUCACAUUUCAUAUCUGCGCUUACUGUGGUGUUUGUAAAUUCAAAGUCACUCUCAUCCCUUAAAAUUGACGACACACCAGUUGAUGACCCAUCACUGAAGGUAUUGGUGGCAAACAACAGCGAUACACUGAAGCUUUUAAAGAUGAACAGUUGUCCCCACGUUUCUCCUGCAGGAAUCCUUUGUGUAGCAGAUCAAUGUCACGGGUUACGAGAAUUAGCCCUGAACUACUAUUUGCUGAGUGAUGAGCUGCUAAUUGCAUUAUCUUCAGAGAAACAUGUUCGACUAGAACAUCUCCGUAUUGAUGUUGUGAGUGAGAAUCCAGGUCAAACCCAGUUUCACACAAUACAGAAAAGCAGCUGGGAUGCUUUGAUAAAACACUCCCCUAAAGUAAAUUUGGUGAUGUACUUUUUUCUUUACGAAGAGGAGUUUGAUCCAUUUUUUCGUUAUGAAACACCAGUCACGCAUCUAUAUUUUGGUAGAUCAGUAAGUAAAGAGGUGCUUGGCCGUGUUGGCAUGACAUGCCCACGUUUGGUGGAAUUGGUUGUUUGUGCUAAUGGACUUCGGCCUCUGGAUGAAGAGUUGAUCCGCAUAGCUGAGCACUGCAAGAGCCUAACAGCCAUUGGACUUGGGGAGUGUGAAGUCUCUUGCUCAGCUUUUGUUGAGUUUGUUAAGAUGUGCGGAGGCCGUCUCUCUCAACUUUCAAUAAUGGAGGAAGUAUUAAUACCUGAUCAGAAAUAUAAUGUAGAGCAAAUCCACUGGGAAGUGUCCAAGCAUCUUGGCAGAGUGUGGUUUCCAGAUAUGAUGCCCACUUGGUAGACUCUCAAACUCUCUCACUACUUGUUAAUGAAAGAGCACCUUAGAUCUCCAGUACAUCUGCAUGGAAACCUAAAUUAAUCAGCAGUUUUUAUUGUUUUGUUUUUUUCCUUUGUUGUAUGUAUGUAGGUGCUAAUUUAUCAAACAAUUUAUAACAAUCAGGAUCAAGUAGGGACCGUUAAUUUUCAUUUAAAAAAAAUUACAUUCUAUAGUAUUUUACAAAUCUGGUUAUAACUUGGACCAAACAGGCAUCAUUCUCUCAGUCCCAAACAGGGGUGGUUUAUCAAGGUUCGAAUUUUCAAAAACUCAAAUUUCUGAUAUUUAUUAAGCAAAAAUAAACUAGACGUGUUCCCUGUGAAA
Molecule: messenger RNA, 2043 nt
Organism: Xenopus laevis (African clawed frog)
Lineage: Eukaryota; Metazoa; Chordata; Amphibia; Anura; Pipidae
Gene: fbxl3.S
Product: F-box and leucine-rich repeat protein 3 S homeolog
Exons: 5
Coding region: 382-1686 (434 amino acids)
Biological process (GO): regulation of circadian rhythm
Cellular component (GO): cytoplasm; nucleus; mitochondrion
Source: RefSeq, a predicted model, not a curated record